AGUUUUUACUCAAUGUUCUUGGUGUACUGAUAGGUCUAUCAUCAAUUAUGUUUUAGAUCGGGUGCAAAACUCCUCUUUUCUCUGUAUUGCCAUGACUGACUAUAUUAUAGAAGUAUAUAAACUGCUUGAAUAGAUACGUUUAGCCCGGUAAUUAUCAACCCUAAGGUCGUAAAGACGCUAUCCAUGCUAUUUGUAUAUAGUUGGUAGUCAUAUAGCGGCAGUCAUAUACUAGCCACAAAGUGAGCCGAAAGAGUUCAACCAAACAACAGAUAUCAUCGACCAUGGAAUACGGCCUCGUCCUCCCGUCCGUUCUCCUUAUCGCCUUCGUAGCCUUGGCAUCCAUGAUCGUCAAGGCCAUCCGAAUUUUUGUUUUCAUCAGUAAAUUCGAGGGACCCCCGGCGCUUCCUCUUGUUGGCAACGCCCAUACGUUCAAGAGCGACCAGAGAGAGUUUUUUGUUGACAUGAGACAUUUGAUGGAUGAGUAUAGGGCUAGAAGCGGAGGGCUAAUGAGAAUGUGGCUUGGACCUGUUCCGGCUCUGGUCCUAUAUAAAGCCAAACAUAUGGAGGUCGUAUUAAACAGCACACGUCAUAUCAGAAAGGGAUACAUAUACAAGUUUCUUGAACCAUGGCUUGGAUUAGGGCUGCUGACAAGUUCCGGUCAGAAGUGGUUUCAUCGUCGUAAGCUACUUACUCCGACCUUUCAUUUCUCCAUUCUUCAAAGUUUCCUGGAUGUUUUCAACGAACAAAGUAUGAUCUUGGUCAAGAAACUUGAAGAGUUCACGGAGAACUCCGCCCCGGUCAAUAUAUUCCCCCUUAUUACUUAUUGUGUUCUGGAUAUCAUAUGCAUUACAGCGAUGGGACGUUCUUCUAACGCACAAGGGGAUGAGGAUAACGAGUACGUGAAAGCAGUAUCAAGAAUGAGUGAACUGCUGACUGUAAGAGGAAAGAAUUCAUUGCUUUGGCCAGACUUCAUCUUCAAGAAAUUGGAGAUAGGUAAAGAGCAUGAUCGCACGUUGAAAAUUCUCCAUGACGCCACAAACAAGAUGAUACAGGAAAGACUUCAGGAUUCGACGAAAGACUCUCGGUCUUCUUGCAAGGAUGAUGAUGAUGGUAGUGGUGGUGACGGAUCGGUUACAAGGAGACGCAAGAGAAUCGCAUUUCUUGAUCUACUCCUUCAGAUGCACCGAGAAGACGCGAGCUUCACGCUGGACGAUAUUCGUGAAGAAGUCGAUACUUUCAUGUUCGAGGGCCAUGACACCACUGCUGCUGCAGCAGGAUGGGCUAUCUUUCUGAUUGGACACCACCCGGAUGUACAGGCUAGACUACACAUGGAAAUGGACCAGGUCUUUGGCGAUUCUCUGCGACCUGUGACGUCAGAUGACCUAUCCAGGCUUCCAUAUCUCACAUGCGUCAUCAAGGAAACCCUUCGUAUCCUCCCUUCUGUACCAAGUAUCUUCAGGAAGCUUGAUGAAGACAUCAUCUUAGAUGGGAAGGUUGUCCCGAAGGAGACUCUGGUGGCCUUGAGUAUCUAUGGUCUUCAUCAGGACCCGGAAGAAUUCCCCAACCCUGAUAGGUUUGACCCGGAUAGGUUUCUUCCUGAGAAUGCAGAAAAGAGACAUCCGUACGCUUAUGUGCCCUUUUCAGCUGGACCAAGAAACUGCAUUGGUCAGAAAUUUGCUAUGAUGGAAGAAAAGACACUCCUCGCCAGCAUCCUUCGAAAAUUCUCGAUAAAAUCUGUCCAGACCGUUGAGGAAGCUAAACCUGCUGGACAGCUCAUCAUUCGACCGAUAGAAGGCAGUAUGUUGGUUAAGCUCAGUAGGAGAAAGUAAAGAGAUGGUAUCAGUGGUAGGUUCAACAAUAAAGAAUUGUAGUUGUCAUUGUCAUUUGCAUCUUGCCAAACAGGACCAUCGUUUUCUGAUUGGAUUUUCCAGAUUCAAACUUUAGAUAAACCAAAAUGAAACAAAAGGCAUGUUACCAAACUAUUUCAUCCAUUCACAUUCGACUUUGCAUAGAAUGACGAUUAAUUUACACCAAAUUUUGUUGAUUCUCGUUUGAUGAUGACGAUGGUGAUUGAGAUGAUGAUGGUGGUGGUGAUG
This is a messenger RNA of Lytechinus variegatus (green sea urchin), 2096 nucleotides long. RefSeq names its product cytochrome P450 4V2-like. NCBI's taxonomy places the organism in Eukaryota, Metazoa, Echinodermata, Echinoidea, Temnopleuroida, Toxopneustidae. The record is from RefSeq and is a predicted model, not a curated record. The transcript is spliced from 11 exons. The coding region runs from base 282 to 1829 and encodes 515 amino acids. Gene Ontology annotation, molecular function: oxidoreductase activity, acting on paired donors, with incorporation or reduction of molecular oxygen; monooxygenase activity; heme binding.